AUGCGAUUGGAUUCCAUUCUGGAGCUGAGAAUCAAGUUAUGAAAACGGGUUUGCGGGUUUGUGGAAGCUUGUUGGAAAAAUGCCCGAGGCUGCAUUGCGUAAAGUAAACGUCGCUAUCGCUUCCACACAGCUCCGCACUGCAUUGGUUUAAACCAGCCUGCUGCUGCUCUUUGAUCUGGGCUACGAAGGCUUUUUUCCAUCAGAACUCACCUAGUUAGCAAUUGUACAUAAUCUGUGGUACUGUUUUCAUUCGUAUUGCAUUUUGGCCAGCGACAAACACUACAACCUCCAGACGACCAGUUCUUCGAGCCCAUUGUUCUGUAUUCUCGGUACAGCUUAAUCCUACCCCUGAAAAUGCUGCGAGGAGCCAGGCCGCUACUGUCCUUUUCGACAAGGGCAAUUGAGUCUGUGAAAGCCUCCAAGUUUUCAAUUGGGCGGAACUCGGCUCUAGAAGUGAGGCCCAAGGCUCCCAGUCCUUCUUUUGGCCGUCCUCUAGUCUACCGAGCGGCCAGGCUGCAGUACUCGACAAAGAAGCCGACCGACUCAGAGGAGGAAUACGCAAAAAAGGUGGUAGGCGUCGACCCGGAGCACGAUCGCAAGGUUGCGCAAGAGAAGCUGCAGCCCAAUCCAGAUGGAGUGAGUUCGGAGUCGAGUGUGCGCCAUGUCCUCGAACCAAGGCGACGACAAAUUGGAGAGGGUGCCGAAGAGGGCCAGGACGCUUUGAAGAAGGGCCUCGGCGCAGAUAUUGAAACUGUCAAAGACACAUUCAACCUUUCAGGCGUCCCUCCCCUUUCCUACAAGCUCGGUCUUGCCGGUACCCUGCCAUACCUAGGCACCUCGCUCUCCACUGUAUUCCUCAGUUGGAAUCUCAGCACCCAGUGGCCGACGUCAAGUAGCCUGCUCAACAGCAUCAUGUUCAGUCACGAGAAUGCCGCAUACUAUUUCCAGCUUCUCGAGCACAUCCAGCUGGGCUAUGGCGCCGUCAUAAUUUCAUUCCUUGGUGCCAUUCACUGGGGUCUUGAAUAUGCAGAGAAGGCACCGCACCCCCAACGCACCAAGUUCCGGUAUGGCAUGGGCGUCGUGGCACCAAUGCUCGCCUGGCCCACGCUCCUACUCCCAGUCGAGUACGCACUGAUCGGACAGUUCGCUGCGUUCAGCGCCCUCUAUUUUGCCGACGCCAAGGCCGCCACUCGCGGGUGGGCACCACCGUGGUACGGCACCUACCGGUUCGUCCUGACCUUUGUGGUCGGGUCGGCCAUCUUUGUCAGCUUGCUGUGGCGCGCAAGGCUCCUGGAUGACGGCGGCAACAAGGGUGCGGCGCAAAACAUCAGCGGAGUCAAGGAGGGAGACCUCACUCGGGAGAUGCCGGAGGCAGAGUGGAAGAGGUUAGAAGCAGAGGAGAAGGAGAGGUUGAAGAAGGAGAAGGAGGAAGCUGAGAGGAAGAAGAAGGAAGAGGAAAAGAAGAAGAGCCAGGAGAAGAAGGGUAAAGAUGGCAAGAAGACCGAGUCCAAAGAUAAGAAGUCGGAUGACGAUAAGAAGGAUGAGGAAAAGGAGGGUGACAGCAAGGAUGACAGCAAGAAAGAUGAUGGCGAGGGCGAGAGCAAGGAGUAGGGCAGAAAGAAGGGAAUGAUGAAUCGUGAGUGCGUGCGAUGAGGUUAAGUUGGUGGCAGCAUCGUUUAGUAUUGUGGUUGUUGAUAAUGUAAUGACACUUUGAAGAUGCCUUUUUUCUGUAAAAUUGUAAGACGGGUGCAAUAGAUGAGAUGCAUAUCGUAUAAUAUUCAAUAUGCCGUCAAGUAUCUGAACCCCGCGGGUUUUUUUUUGGUUUUUUUUGUUCUUGCUUGGUUACCC
Molecule: messenger RNA, 1848 nt
Organism: Pyricularia oryzae 70-15
Lineage: Eukaryota; Fungi; Ascomycota; Sordariomycetes; Magnaporthales; Pyriculariaceae
Exons: 3
Coding region: 355-1611 (418 amino acids)
Source: RefSeq, a predicted model, not a curated record